GUGAAGACCAAGUCUUGCAAGAAGAUGUCAUUCAUAUCACCACAGCUGAUCUGUCCUCCCUUGAAGAGGCGCAAUUUGUCACAACGGGGAUGUCAUUCACCCGGGAUGCAGACGGACCACUCCGGACAAAGCGUGCCGACCCAGAGCAGAUCUGUGAGGCAUCGAGGCAAGCUGACCGGCAGUGAAGGAAGAAGGAGACAAAAGGGGACAAGAUGAAUGCGGUCAAGAAGGCCAUAAAGAACAUGGAUAAGUCCAACACAUGCACAUCACGGAUGUGGAGGGUCUUUCCUCACCUCUUGUUGUGUAUGUCUCUGGUUUUUUAUGCGGUGGUGGGCGCACUUAUAUUCCAAAAAAUCGAAGGACGGAACACAACCCCUAACGAGGAGUACAAGGACUUCUUAGGAGACAUUGUGCGGCACGUCCAGAACCUCACCAACAACUCGUCAGACACACAACACAUGGUGGAGGUCUUGGAGAACAUGAUGCAAGAGGAUUUCAAGACCAUUUGGCUCCAACAGCCUGGCAGGUGGACCUUCGCUGGCUCCUUGUUCUUCUGCUGCACGGUCUUCACAACAGUGGGUUACGGACACAUCUACCCGGUCACGCUGCUGGGAAAAGUGGCGUGCAUGUUGUACGCCAUGGUGGGCAUCCCUCUCAUGCUUUUGGUCAUCCUGGACGUCGGAGACUUCCUCGCCGCGCUGACAUACCAGGCAUAUGUCCGCUUCCACGCCUGCUUCAAAGUCCUGCGCUCCCACACUUUGCCGUCACUGAGGGCGCGUAUGAAAACCAGGGAUCCCAGCCAGUGGACCCUGGAAAACGACGUUUUCAGCCACCAUGUCGUGGUCCGAGAAAUGCUCAACAUCGGGGACGUGCUGCAAACUCAAGUGGCUGUGAAGCAAAAUGCCAUGCAGCUGGAAACAAAUAAAGUGAUCUUUGAAAAGAUCCUUGCCAGGGAAAAACUCAUUCGAACGGGACCCAUUCUGCGGAGUCUCUCCUGCCCAGAACUGAACCAAAUGCCGCCGCUUCCCACUGGAUUUGCCAUUUGGGACUUCACCGGGUUAGGGGAUAGUAUGGAGCAGCUGAAUGUCCCCUUUGUGCUGAUUCUUUUCAUCGUAUUUGCGUACAUUCUCUUAGGAGGCGGGAUUAUGCCCCUUUGGGAGAAGGAUUUCGAGGGACUUGAUCCAUUCUACUUUUGCUUCAUCACACUUACUACCAUUGGUUUUGGAGACAUGAUCCCUAGUCAUACCAACUAUUUCCUGCUUACCUCGCUCUUCGUCAUCGCAGGCAUGGCCAUCAUGUCCAUGGCGUUCAAGCUCAGCCAGUCACGGCUUGUCGACUGCUACCGCAGGUUCUUCAAGGUCCUCAUGAGGGCUGGACAAUUGAUCAAAUAAUCACGAUUUUGAUUUUGGCUUCUCAAGAUCAUAAAAAUGUUGUUGUAGAAAAAAACAAAUGCGGAACGUGCAUGCUAAUUCCUGAGCUUGUAACAGUGAAAUGAUGAGUGAGCGAACGAGUGAAAAAAAAGACCGCAUUUACUGGAAGUUUGGGACCCAUACUUGCCAACCCUCCCGGACUCCCGAAAUUCAGCGCCUCUCCCGAAAACCUCCCGGGACAAAUAUUCUCCCGAAAAUCUCCCGAUUUUCAGCCGGCGCUGGAGGCCACGCCCCCUCCAACUCCAUGCGGACCUGAGUGAGGACAGCCUGUUUUCACGUCCGCUUUCCCACGAUAUAAACAGCGUGCCUGCCCAAUCACGUUAUAACAUCUACGGCUUUUAGAGAGUGCACAACUGCGCACACAACAAGGAGACGAAGCAGAAGAACGAGGAAGAUAUAGCCGUGGCGACGCCGACAACGAGUAAGAUGAAGAAAUACGCUUGUAAGUUCCACGCCGCAGCUGCGAUUGGACCUGGAUAGCCUCCGGGAAGUAGUGGACUACCAAGUGCUUGGCAGCAACGUUCCCUCGAUGGUGCGCACCUGCGCAAUUGCGGACUGCCUGCUCACGCGUCCUCUGCGCACAGCAAAUCUAUGCCGCGC
This is a messenger RNA of Entelurus aequoreus (snake pipefish), 2030 nucleotides long. It is a transcript of the gene kcnk18, whose product is annotated as potassium channel, subfamily K, member 18. Gene Ontology annotation, biological process: potassium ion transmembrane transport; stabilization of membrane potential. Bases 213 to 1391 code for a protein of 392 amino acids. The record is from RefSeq and is a predicted model, not a curated record. Lineage: Eukaryota; Metazoa; Chordata; Actinopteri; Syngnathiformes; Syngnathidae. Gene Ontology annotation, cellular component: membrane. The transcript has 4 exons. Gene Ontology annotation, molecular function: potassium ion leak channel activity.